GGGAUAAGCCAUUCCAUUGCGAUGUCUGCGGCCGAUCCUUCUCGCAGAAAAACCACCUCCGAAGGCAUCAAAUGAUUCACACGGGAGAGCGUCCCUAUCCAUGCGAAUACUGUGGCCGCGGUUUCUACCGAAAGGACAAAUUGAGCCGUCACAGACGUAUUCACACGAAUCCGAGCACCGGUAGCGGUGGUCGCGGCAGCCGUAGUGUCAAUGCAAACAAUGUGGUGAACGCUAGUUUAGCGCAGCAACACAUCGCCACCACAAUCCAUACAUCUCAAGGGCCGGCAACUAUACAGUUAAUACCCGUACAGGUGGCCACUCCUCAGUUCCGGGGCACACAACUCACCACUCAAUUGGCGAUCGAUACGACAAAGAUGUUCAGCAAUAUAGUGGAAGUGAGUGCUGCUAACCAUGAGUUCUGGUUCGAGCACUUGCUUCCUAUGUUGAGUCACAGCCGACAAACUCAUCGCCCAUUGAAUCCAAUGCUCAUGAAAGACGGCUUUCUUCUCUUUGAUCAGUUAUUCCAUCCAUACGUCAAGUAUUGCUUAGAACACAGCACUUGUCUUCAGUACGUUAAGGACAAACACAAGGAUAAUGAGCUCUUCAAAGCAUAUAUUGUGGCUAUACUCAAGAAAACAGAUUCCGAGGAACAAAAGGCUGCCUUAAAGAGAAUGAACGAAUGUGUGGAGCGUUUCGUCUAUGGAGUUGAUGCCACUCUUCGGCGACAACACGAACAGCAAAAGUUGUCGUCUAUAGUGUCCAGAAUCGAGAGCUACGAUGUCAUCGAUUGCAACAACGAUGAGGCAGAAAAGUUGCUGAAAGAAUACAUUCAUUUGGAUUUAACGCAACCAAUGAAUGGCUGUUCUCCUCAUUUCAUUCGACAUCUAUUAGUGGAGGGAUCGCUGAAACUGAAGGACUCACUCGCCAGCAAACUAGACGUUCACUGUUUUCUGUUCACUGAUUUACUCCUGAUAUGCAAAUCAGUGAAUAAGAGGAGCGGCGAUAAAGUGAGAGUAAUUCGUCAGCCAUUCAUAAUUGAUAGAGUCGUCACUCAGGAGCUGAAAGACGGCACCGGUUUUGUGCUCUUGUAUUUGAAUGAGUUUAGAGUCGCCAACGCUUUACUCUUACUCUACUCGAGUGACACCAAGACAUGGAUUGAUUACAUUAAAAAAGCUCAGGAUCUCUAUAGACAUACCAAAAACAUUUCGAUCGUUUCGGAGGCACAGGAAGUGACAUAUCUUCGCACUCUGGAGGACGACGAGGACUAUGACUACCCAUCGAUGGCACUGUUGGCGGCGUCGCGACACUCGCCCCGCAGUUCGAGCCGUUCGAGUCUCGUUCACUCUCAUAGCGGUUCUGUGGACAUGAGUGACGCCACUCAGUCCAGCACUUCAUUGGCAGUGAUAGCGCCGGUAACCACUCCUAACCACUACUUGCAAAACCCCGAUUAUUAUGCACACCAACCGCCCCGAGCCGUCAGCUUUGAAUUGGGAGAACUCCGGAACCCAAGUCUCACUGUCGAGGACUCGGACUCUUUCGGUCGAUCCAAUAGUGUAGACAAUCGGUCGCCAAUAGUGACCGUCACAUCUCCGCGACCGGAAAGGCGAGCUUUUUUGCUUAGAAACGUCAAGAAUAACAGCCCUACAGUCCCCCAUCAGUACAGUCUAUAUCCCAACACUUUAUCAGUGAACGUGCCAUUAGGUUAUCAUCCAAUCAGUGAUUACAAGCAAAGUCUCAAAUCUCCUCCAUCUAUGCCAUCCAUUCAAAUACCCGUUCAUUCCUCGCCAACCAAACACAUCACUCCAUCCACUGUCCGCUCAUUACCACCGCGUCCGACAUCACCCACAAUACUGAGCCGUUCCCUAGCAUUGAAUGCAAAUAAGCCGCCGCUCAUCAAAACUAAGAACAUAUCGGGUUUUCUGACCCAAUCGGCUCCGGCCAGUGAAGGCCCAUCGCCUGUACAUAAUCUCAAUACCGAUGCAAUUAUCGAUAGUUUAGUACACAAAUCAUCCAAAUCUGAUGAAUCAAUCGACACCACAAUCGAAGUGAACUUUGAAGACCCGGAAGCGCUCAAGAGUCGCACCAAUCAGAAGAGGACGGGUAGAGGGGCUGAGCGCCGAUACCAUACGGCGGACUCUAUUGAACACAUGAAGAAAGAGAAGGACUCGUCGAUACACAAGAGGUUGUCGUGGAAUUACGGCCAACAGUCGGCCAACAAAUCAAUUCCCUCGCAUUGCGAACGCAUUUUAUGUAACAAACACUUCAAUAAAUGCUUGUCCGCGGAAUCGGUGUACAGUUCCAGUGGUUUCAGUAGCACUGGUUCUGUGCCGUUAAGUGUCGGCAGCUCUGAGUGCGAACAGUGCGGCGUCGAUAUACUCGACCACAUCCAGGAAAUGGACUCCUAUUCCGACUCAUCCACCGCAACGCCCAACCAUUUCGAUGACCAAACAUCACACCAAACCGAUUACGACCAAAGAGUCAACUCUAAUGUCAAAGAUAUCACCGAAUCUGACAUUAAGAUCGAUAUAAGCGAAGUGAAAGACGGCAUCUCUUCCGUUCAGAUCCGAGUCAGCGGAACACCCAUUCAGACGAAGCCAACAAAAGCUGAUCUCAAGAAAAUGAAGGAAUUCCUGCUCACAAACCAUACGGUCGAGUCUUCG
Messenger RNA from Medioppia subpectinata, 2660 nucleotides. Lineage: Eukaryota; Metazoa; Arthropoda; Arachnida; Sarcoptiformes; Oppiidae. The record is from the annotation of a GenBank genome assembly.